AUCUUGAAUGUCAAGUCCAAUGACGUCAUUCAAAAAUGCCUCGUGGAAGGCUCGCUUUCUGAAUGGUUUAUCGCGCCAUUAGGGGCGGAGUUUGAGCGACGACUUGACAUUCAAAAUCUGACCAGACUGUAUGACUCAUAUUGGCGCAUUAUACUGUCGCCGAUGGCCGAGGUCAGCGUUUCAGGCGGCGGACGUCGUUCGGACAGAAGCAGUCGGUUCGGCCGACAGGACGGCUUCACCAUAGCCGACGAGACUUCCCGGGAGCUGCCCGGCGCCCGCAAACAGCUCAGCAAUGAGAAGACGCGUGGCGUGCCCUCCGACGUAUCCCUUAUCCGAUCAAUUUUAAACGUGAUUUUUAUUUAUUUUUCAUUUUUUCUCUCUCGUCAUUCAUUCCUUACAAACAUUCCUACCGCAACUCGCCCGCGUUCAUGAAAAAGGGCCGAUACAAGCCGUCUUCGAGUACAUUUCCCUGUUCGUUCCCUUGUUUUCUUCCCAAUAUUCUAGUUUUAUUAUUUGUGUGCCGUGUUAUUUUUCUGUCAGUUUACCCACGCUUAUUAAAGGCGAGUGCUACGGAGAUCGGUCAAUAAUGCGCCGUCAAUUUCUAACUUUUUCUUUCUUGCAAUUCGUUAAGGACCUGUUACUUGAGGUUACGAGAUAAGUUAAGUCCCAAAAAGUACACUCAUUUUUAUUUUAUUACCGUAAAACCAUAUCUAAACUACCGUAAUACGACUGGCCGCCUUAAACAGGCCCAAUUACGCUAAACAUUUAAGCAGAAAAACAUGAUCGAUUUUUAUUUUUCGAGAUUUUUCAGCUUAACUCACCUAGCUUAUUUUUAUGACACAUUUGAUUUUUCUUCAAAACAAAUAUAAUUUCGAAUUUUUAGACAACUUUUUCGAAGGUUCAGAUUAUAUUCGAAAAGAAAAUUUCAGAAUCGAAUGACGGCAUGAAAAAGACAAACCGAAACUUCUAUUUUUAGUAUGUUUCUUUGAUUGAAUGAGCUUGUUUUCUUUGUUGUGCGAGGAUCUUUCCAUAUUAGUCAUCUUUGUUUUUACGAUCUAUUCUAUUUUUAGCUCUGGUAGUAGCUCUAAAUUUUUAAAGAACACAGGUUCAAUCACGAAUAUUAACUUUAUAUUUUCAGAACACUUUUUGUCUGACAGAAAAGUGAUUUUUAUUUUGCGGUAGGCUUUUUUUCUUGAAAUUGCGCCAGACCAAUCCUUGAUGUGCCAGAUGAAGUUCUCGGAAGUCUAAACCUUUACAAGUUUUUAAUUUUGAAGAAAUUCCAAAGUCCCAAAAUGACUUAUUUUUGAUGGAUUUCGAGGGUUUUUCUUUGACUGUGAGUCCUUAUUUCUCGAAAACUAGGAGGUUUUGUAGGUUGAGAUUUUUCAGAAUAUGCUUCCGGUUUAUCAAGGAGUGUCAUGGUCAAUAUUCAGAAGAAUUCCAACCGCAAAGUAAAAUUACCUUCCUUGUGAGGAAAUGACCAAAAAAAUAAAGCCUUUUUGCAGAGUUGAAAAAAAUCAUAGAAAAAAGUAUGCAAUUGACAGUCAUAUCAAAAAGAAAUAGGCAAUAAUUUAUUUUUACAUACUUAUUUUUUUCUGUUCGUAUUUCAAAAGAAUCGACCGAUUUCCAGGUGGACACGACAUCUACAACCUCGAUGCUGAGUUCGGACUCUGGCGUGGUCGCCGGCGGCAUCUCGAGCAGCAGCAGCGCGACGACGACGCCUCCCGCAACGACACGACGACGUCCUCGUCGAGCACCACGUCUCCAGCCGCCGCGGCGUCGGAAAAGUCGACGGCCUCGCCGCCGUUCCUGAAGCUGACGGCGUCGCGAGGCCGGCGUCCGUCAGCCAGAACUCCGAGGCGGAAGUCAUCGCAAGAAUCGCGAGAACAAGGAAAAGGCCCAGCAGACGCCGGAGGCGACACGAGCCCAAGUCUGAACCUCCUCCAGCUCCGCGCCACUGAUGGACGUCAAGGUUCCCGUGGUUCCCGAAUUGCAACAAGUCCCCCAGAUUGAGUGCUUGCCCAAUGGUUUUGUAUUUUUCAAGAUGGUUUAUGCUUCAAAGAAAUUCAAUAUUAAGCUCCAACAGAGAUGGGCAGACAUGCGCAAUAAAUUUUUUUGCGAGUUUUUUGAUUUCUUAAAAACAUUUUUUUAAAAAAACUUGUGAAAACACACCGAAAUCAACUUUUAGCCGCUAGCUGUCGGAAAAUACCGUCUUAAGCGAAAAAAUACAUAAAUUUCACUGUUAAAAUCCGAAAAUUGUGUUUACUUUUGUACUGUGGAAACUUUCACUGCUUCCGCAUUCCGCAAAAAUUUGAAUAUUCAUCCCUGAACUCCUUGUUGAAUUUGAUCGUUAACUUUACAAAAUCUUCGUUAUAUUUUUCACUCGUUGACUAAAGUUUCUAUUUUCUCGAAACCACUAAAAAAUUUUUUCCAGACACUAUCGAAAAAAAAACAUUGUCCUUUUACUAUUUUUCCUCGUCUCACAAAAAGCAGUGUUCGCGACAUUUUCGUUCAACUUUUCGAAUACUUCCCAAAUAACAAUGAAUUGGCAGAUGAUUCAUACGCAGAGCGACUGCGAAAAUGUUUUUCGGAAUUAGGUCACGCUUUUGUUUUGCACUUUCUUGGGUCAUAAUUUUUGGCUUUUUUUUUCCUGGCUCUCCAAAAUUUUUGAAAUGAGGAUAGAAGUAUGUCGGUUUCUCGGCAAAUUGAAAAAUUACUAAUAUAAUAGAAUGAUGACAUAUUGUUAAUAGACCUAUAGACAAAAAAAUAUUUUUUUGAAGGGGUAAUGUUUACUCAAAAUCUGGUUGGCUUCCAUGGAAGAGAAGGAAAUAAGUUUUUGGGAAUCUAGUUCUAGUUUUUAGAGAGAAUUUUUUUAGCAAUUUUGUUUGGAAUAAUUUUUUUGAAAAACCAUUUUUCAUAUAUUUUAUGAAAAAGAAGAACAGUGACAUGUAACAAGUAAAAAAAGUGAAAGUUGCAAAAUUUCAAACGGAUUCGGUUAAAAAUUGAUUCGGCAGACAUAGAAGCUUUUGAAUAGAUAUGGUUUGAACUGUUUUUUUUCAGGAAAAUAUAUUGUUUGACUGAUGAAAAGCCAUCUUUAGUUGCCGACAGGAUGACCAGACCCGCAAAGUUGAAAAGGGAAAAAAUGUAGAAAGAAAAAAGGCUCUUUUGACAAUGUGACCGCUUCACAAGUCGCCGCGUUGCGUUCACCUCGAGACGACCUGUCUCAUCCGCAGCUCUGGUUAGCCUGACGAAGUAGAGAAAAAGUUUUGCUGUGGAAAUAUUUUUUUAACUAAACCUUAAACAGUCUCUUUGAAAUUUCGGUUUUAAGGCGAGAUCGUGAACAUUCCGGGAUCGAUGCUGACGGAUCAGUUCGGACUGGCGGCGCUAGUCUCCCGUCUGCGCCAUUUCCCGUUGAGCAACAACCCGUUAUUGUCGUUCGCAACGGACACGGACUACGGGGACAUGAGCAAGACGACGCCCGGAGCCUUCCUCGAGAUGGGCGACUCGCUGAGCUUGAUGGUCAACGGCAUCGAGAUGUCGUCCAAGUACCCUGAGAUGGAGCCUGAGUAAGAGACGCCAGAAAGUUGUAGAUGAUCUCGGGAUACAGUUUCAGGGCGCCGGUCUGGAAGACCUUCGCCGGCCCUUUCCGUGCAAAUCCGCUCUCUGCGAUUGAAAUCACGGCCGAGGUUCAGGAAAAUUUGUUUUUGGGUUUUUUCUAGGUUUUUGAUGGGGAAAAGGUUGGUUUAGGAUGAUAAGGAUAUUUUUUGUCUGAUUUGAAAAAUUCAAGAUUUUGCAUUUUCUGAACUUAAUUAUGAGAAAGAAAGUUAGAAAUGGCGGUUAUCAAGUCAUUUAGAGGUUUUAUUAGCAAGUUAUAGGGUUUUUCCUUAAUUCUUACGGUAACUUAGAUCAAUUUCUUGGUAAAGAUUGGUUUUUAAAUAUUCGAAAAAAAUGGUAGAAAAACUUUUUUCCUUCUCCAGCUCAUCAUUUCAGUCAUUUUCGAUCUCGUAAAUCCAAUUCAGGAGUUCCCGCCGGAGUACUAUCUGAGUCCGAUUAUAGAGCCCAAAGUUUCUGACAAUAUGAUUCAAAAGGUAGAUAUCAUCGAAAAAAAAAGAAGUCCUUAUCAUUAUUUGGACAGAUUGGCAGCCAGGAGCUCCUCUACAUGUUCUACAACAUGCCGCGCGAGCUUUGGCAGGAAAAAGCGGCCCGCGAACUGUACUGUCGCAACUGGCGAUACAACGUUCGCGAGAAGUUCUGGCUCCGCAGACAUCAUUCCGAUCGCAAGGUCGGCGGCGGACGUCUCUACGACAUGUAUGGCGGUUCGUUGAUCGGUUUUUUUUUCGUUUGACUAGGGAAUGGGCUUCUGAAUGAGAUAAGUUCACUAGAUGUAGUUUUUCAAGCUGGUUCCAAAUCUGGUCUCAAAACUGAGGAAAUUCUUCAAAGGUGUUAUGUAGCUAACCAGCAGGAAAUUGGAAGUUGAAUGGAAGCUAGAAGGUCCUGAAAAGCCUUUCGGAAGGGGAAAAUGGAAAAUGCCCAGAAACCUGCUGGAAUGCUUCUGCAAGGCUAUUUUUCAAGUUCAAACUUUUGGAAAGCUAUGUGAAAGGACCUGCUGGAAGAAAGGAACCGAAAGCAGAAACUACCCAACUUUUACCUGAGAAGCUGCAUGUGAAAAAAGUGGUUAGAAGAUAGUUUCAAGAGAAUUGUGAGAUUUUUGUUCAUACGUCAGCUGGAUUCUUCCCCCGGGUGCGGCCUACCCCCUCAAACUGCGGCCUAUCCCCCAAAAAAAUGCGGCCUACCCCCGAAAAAGAGCGGCCUACUUCAGUAUAUUUUUCAAAUUUUUUUCGAGCGCAAAAAGGCUGGGGUGGUAUCCAGCCGAUGUAUGUUUUUGUUUAUCUUCUUCUCGAAAAGUUAGUUCAUUGAUUUGGCCUAGUUUAAGAUUGUCUUCAUAUUUUGAACUUUUGACCAAUGCAAACAAAAGUUUUUCAACUUUCUGAAGGAUUUUCGGAGAGCCACCUUGAAAAAUUAAAUCUUGGCUCGAGAAAGUUCCCAAAAAUCAAACUACGAGGUUUUUUUUCCCCUAAAAGUCCUUGUGAUAAUUUUCUGUAUGAAUCUGACUUCUAGCGGGAGUGUUGAGAUAAGUUUCAUUUUACGAAUUUAUGAAGCUAAUUUUUUCAGGAGCCAUUGGCCAGAAGCACACGUCGCUGCUGUCGAUGCUCCACCAGGUGACGGACACGUUCGAGUUCGGUAUCUACGACGUUUUCGAUUCCGUCAAGUUCAAAAUUGUGAGCUUUUCCUAGUUUCUUGGUUUCCAAAAAUGCAGGCUUUGGUAUUUUUUGUAAAAGUAGUUUAUCGGCUUUUUGUUUAUUACUUCAAAAAGUGUGUUCUUUUUGAAUUUUUUUGGUUUUUCAGUUAUUUGAACAUUUCUCACAUAUUUUUUUAGACUGGCCCGUAUGAAAAAAAUUGAGCAGUGUUGCUGGGAUUUUUUUCAAAACCUGAUUAAAAAUAAAUAUAAAAACGUGUUUUCUACUUUUAAAAAUAUAUCCAACUUCCAUAAAUUAUAUUGCUGAUGGGUGGCUUGAGCCAUCGAAAAAAAGGUCCUGACACGAUGGGAAACGAAAUAGUGCAUGGUUUGUGGAGAGCGCAGACAGGCCCAAGCUACCCUUUUAUCGACUAUAGUCCUCUUCGGAUCCUAGAGAAUGAAAUAAGAUCUGAUUAUCCCAAAACGCAUUUCUAAAAGACCAACCUAAAAUUAGAAAUAAAGACAAGUUGCAUUUUCCAGAUGACGCGCGAGAUGAAGGUGAUCUACGAGGAGCUGGAGCAGAUGGAUCUCACGAACCAGCAGCCGUCGUCGCUGGCAGCGGCCCUCUCCAGCCAUUCGCAGCUUCUCGGCGGCGCUCCCAAGGAUCCCGGCGUGAUCGGCAGUCGCGGCAAGCUGUCGCUGCCCUCGCGAAGCUUCUUCCUCGAGAACGGACUCGCGUCGCCGACCGUCCAGGCCCCGCCGAUGGUCUUCCCGUCGCUGCAGGCCGUUCAGCAGCAGCAGGCCUCGCUCCGUCGUCUCUGA
Molecule: messenger RNA, 6055 nt
Organism: Caenorhabditis auriculariae
Lineage: Eukaryota; Metazoa; Nematoda; Chromadorea; Rhabditida; Rhabditidae
Source: the annotation of a GenBank genome assembly